This is a messenger RNA of Chrysemys picta bellii (western painted turtle), 1678 nucleotides long. RefSeq names its product proline and glutamate rich with coiled coil 1 (gene PERCC1). NCBI's taxonomy places the organism in Eukaryota, Metazoa, Chordata, Testudines, Emydidae. The record is from RefSeq and is a predicted model, not a curated record.
CAACACUUGAAAAUCCCCUGGGAAGUCAACCAUUAAGGUGAGCCCUAUCUUCCGUCCCACUGGCUCCCUUGCUGCAGUGUUCUCUGGUUGCUGGGCGCUAAAGCAAACCAAAGCUCUGUUUACUGAGUCUACUAUUACAAUACAGCUACCAAAUAUUUGCCAGCCGUCAGUCCAGCUCCACUAUAAAUACUUCAGCCCCAGGUGGAGGGAUGGCCAGGGGAGAGAAAGAGCCUGGGAUGCUACGCAUGGCACGGCUGCAGCAGCGAGCGUGACUGCAUGGCCCAGCAGCAUCCAUCCAUACACAGCGAGGCAAGAUGGCUGCAGGAGUGAUCAGGAACCUGGCAGAGUUCAGGCUGCCCGCUUCCUUCCAACGCUCAUUCCUCCACCCCAUCCCAUCCCAGGACAUGGACUUCCAAGACCUGUCAGAGGAAGAGGAGGAGGAGGUGGAAGAGGAAGAGGACUACGAUGUGGAAGAGGACAGCCCUCCCUGUCACAGUCCUGGCACAGAGGGGCAGAAAGUCACAGCUGGUUGCAGCCAGAAUGACGCAGAAAUGACCCUGCAGCUCCUGAAGUUCUCCGAGCUGAUCAGCUGCGACAUCCAGAGAUACUUUGGAAGGAAGGCCAAGGAUGAGGACCCCGACUCCUGCAACAUCUACGAGGACUGCUUCUCUCCCCGCCGGCUGGGGCGGGAGCUGUACUACGCAGACCUGAUGCGACUCGCCCAGAGUGGCGAGCUGGAUGACGAGGAUGCCCAGGGCCCUGCGGCACCCCCGGGGCAGCUCGACCAGAGGGUCUGGAGGUCCAUUUGUAACAAGGACGGGGCACAGAAGCUGGGGCCAUUAGCGGAGCUCUUCGAAUACGGCUUGCGCCGCUUCCUCAAGCGGAGGGCGGCUGACGGCAGGAAGCUGCGGCUGGAGAAGAAGUAUGCCCACAUCAUGCCUAUGCACAAGAGGAAGUUGCCACAGUCCUUCUGGAAGGAACCGUCACCUGGCCCCCUGUGUAUCCUCAACACAAACCCGCCUGACUUCAGCGACCUCCUGGCCAACUGGACAUCAGAGCCUGGGCAGGAGCUGCCCAGCACUGGCAGGGAGCUGGCCGGGGAGCUGGCCAGGCCGGCCAUGGAAACCGAUCAGUUCAGUGUGCUGUGAGGCAGAGGAACUGGGAACCCAGCCAGCCCCACCAGGGGCCCCUGUGCUGGACAGACGCUCUAUGCCCAUAAAGUGCUGAGGAUGGGAGCACCAUGCCCACCCGCAGUUCUGACUCCAGACGGAACCAAGCCCCCAAACCGACACCUGGCCUAUGUACCAUGGGCCUUAGCCUGCUCUCACCCCUUAAACCUGACAGACUCUGAGUCCCUCCCAGCUGCAGCACCAGCCUUUGUGCCCAUCCUGUAAAACCAUCCACGUCUGUGUGUCCUGCAGGGAUGUUGGGCAGUGUCAGGCUGCAGCUGCUGCCAUCUGAUAGUUGCAUCCCCACCAUGUGCCAUGCUGGUUAAUGAUAAAGCUCACUCCCUUUUUAUGAGACAGGGCUCUGAUGCCAUGGGUGGGGGUUGGGAGACACGUCACCUGGGAUUUACCAGCAGCCCAGACCCGGGCUGUGGCAAUGGGGGUGUUUGAGUUUAUUUUCCUCGGAUUGCCAUGGCACUGGCUAGGGCGAAUAAACGCUUCUUUUGAGCGCA